Physella acuta is the source of this 1250-nucleotide messenger RNA. RefSeq names its product beta-1,4-galactosyltransferase 1-like. Gene Ontology annotation, biological process: carbohydrate metabolic process. The record is from RefSeq and is a predicted model, not a curated record. Gene Ontology annotation, cellular component: Golgi apparatus. Gene Ontology annotation, molecular function: UDP-galactose:glucosylceramide beta-1,4-galactosyltransferase activity. Lineage: Eukaryota; Metazoa; Mollusca; Gastropoda; Physidae.
ACCGUGAUUGUCGUCCCCUCCGCUCCAAUCGUGUCGUCAGCUUAGACCGUCUUCAACCCGCAGUCAGACUUUGUUUAUCUUUUUGAAACUGUUUCGUCAGGCUCCUCUUCUCCUAAAUGUUUCAAAUAGCUGCUCUCAAAAGAGUGAAACGGAUUUACCUUCUGUUGGUCAUCGUUGUGUGUGUUGUUCUCAAUGUUGUUACUUUCUCACCGGAAAGUUGGCCUUCCUUGAAUGGCUUGCUGUGGACCCCACAGAUCGACUCGGUCAAUGACCCGUUCUUUACCUACGACUACGAGAGUCUAACCCUCUACGAAAAUGAUUCCUGGGUCAACUCGUUUCGUCUUGAUAGCGGAUCUCUAACCUUGGGUCAGAAGACACCCUUGUGUCCCAGACUACCACCAAGGUUAGUUGGGCACAUUAAACCAAACACCAGUGAAGUGACGAUUGAAGCUUUGGCCGCCAUGUUCCCGGAAGUGACGAAAGGUGGCAGACUCAGUCCUUCCGGAUGUCAGCCUCGCCAGAAAGUCGCCUUCGUGUUUCCCUACAGAAGGAGAUGGGGGCAUCUGAAAAUUGUCUUGAAAAAUUUGAUUCCAAUUCUGAUCAGGCAACAAGCGGAUGUUCAAUUUUUUGUCAUUGAACAGGCCGAAGGCUCAACAUUCAACAGAGGUGCCUUGCUUAACGUCGGGUUUCUGGAGGCCUUGAAGGUUCGCGACUUUGACUGUUUCAUCUUCCACGACGUCGACCUCAUCCCCCUCAGUGAUAAAAACCUGUACAGGUGUGGCGACAACCCCCGCCAUUUCGCUCUAGCCCUCAACAAGUACUCGUAUUCUAUUUACUACAAAGCUUACUUUGGUGGCGUCAUUGGUUUCUCUAAGGAACAAUUCCUGGACGUGAACGGCAACUCUAACGUCUACGUGGGUUGGGGAGGGGAGGAUGACGACUUGCUGGAAAGGUCCCUCAACAAAGGUUAUUACAUUAGCCGUUAUGGUCUAGGUAUCGCCAAGUACGAUAUGAUCAGUCACGGCCGUGAUAGAGGAAAUGAGAUGAACCCACACAGACUAGACGCCUUAAAGAACGCCAGAGAACGUCAAGACAUCGAAGGCCUCAACACCCUUACCUAUAAGGUGUUGACUAAAAAGGCGCAUCAGUUGUUUACCUGGAUCACCGUGGAAAUCAACAACCAGGUGUUAGUACAGUUGGAAAAAUUGUAUGGAAGCAACUCCAAAAAGAAAAGCAAGCUGAAAUCGUAG